AAGACGUAACGAUUGGUCAGUUUGUCGUGGAUACCACGUAUGAGCAGUUUUUGUGUCUGUACGUAUGGCCACAGGAAGAGAUCCUAGAUGGGAAUCGCGGUUAAAGCCACAACUAAUGUCUGUGGCCGAGCAGCUAAGUCCACGUAGAAAUCUGCUAUCUUCUCGACUUUUCAGUGCGAACCUCAUUAGUGAAAACGAGGAGGAACGUUUGAGCAAGUCAGAUAAGACAGAAACGGAGCUGGCUUUGGAGAUUUUAGCAUUGCUGCGAAAGCAAACUUGUGGAUCGUUUGAUACAUUUUGCAAAGUUUUGCUACAAACGAAAGAUCCCACAUUACGUGAAGUAGAGAAGCAUCUUCGCUCUUACAGUGAAGACAACAUUGACUGUCAGCAGAUAGCAGAACCAACUGCCGAGUCGAGCACAGACAGGUGUGUGGCGACAACACGUGAUCAGCCGCAUCAAGGACGUGAAAAGGCAAACAGCAAAUGUACAGCUGAUGACAUUGUGGAUGUAGCCAAGAAUAUUUCUCAUUGUUGGCAAAAGAUUGUGUUGCAAUUGUCAGCUUCAUAUUUUAUCAACAAGACAAGGGCAAUAGAAAAGGAUAACAUAUGUGAUUGUUUCAUGCAAGCUGUAGCAGCAUUAAAUAUGUGGACUAGUGAAUUUGGUGACAAAGCAACCCGAGCAGCAAUGAUUAGAGCAAUGUGUGACACAGGUUGCAGAUCUCAGGCUGAAGAUGUUUUCAGUCGCAGUUUGGUGAAGCACGUUUGGCCACCUAAAUGAUAACACUUGCGGGCAGGUAAUUGAGCAUUAGCUGUUUUACAAGACUAGCUAGUCUUUGUUGAUUGUAUUAACUCAAUAAUUAACUUGUUUUAAUAAUUUUAUUAUGUCGUUUUCCUUUAACUUAAUUAAACAGUAUAUUGGUGAAUUCUAUUUGGCGAUUUCAUA
Molecule: messenger RNA, 943 nt
Organism: Corticium candelabrum
Lineage: Eukaryota; Metazoa; Porifera; Homoscleromorpha; Homosclerophorida; Plakinidae
Exons: 2
Coding region: 65-778 (237 amino acids)
Source: RefSeq, a predicted model, not a curated record